Anoplopoma fimbria (sablefish) is the source of this 1559-nucleotide messenger RNA. Its product is annotated as lathosterol oxidase-like. NCBI's taxonomy places the organism in Eukaryota, Metazoa, Chordata, Actinopteri, Perciformes, Anoplopomatidae. The transcript is spliced from 8 exons. The record is from RefSeq and is a predicted model, not a curated record. The coding region runs from base 353 to 1195 and encodes 280 amino acids. Gene Ontology annotation, molecular function: iron ion binding; oxidoreductase activity.
CUGACAGCAGCAGGAAGGAAGGACCUGCGGUACCUCUCCUUCACACACCGGGGGUGAAGCAGCCGGUGGCUGAAGGAGCUGCACAGAGCUGCCAGGGUGUCCUGCAUGGGGUUGGAAGUGUUGAAAUACAGUCCAGCCACAAGACAGCUUCUAGAAAAAUUCUUCCUAGAAUGCAUGGUGAAUUGACAUCAGCAGGGCGUGGUUCAUUCUUCAGUAAACAAUUUGUCACAUUAAGCCAUAUGCUUACUGUCGCAAAUCGAAUGCUGGUGGACACGCAUACGUGUGUGGAGGAAGGAGGGCUCCAAUUCCAGGAAGGUUCAGACACUUCUGUCGUCCUUAAGCAGACAGUGCCAUGGACCAUGUGCUGAACAUUGCUGAUAGCUACAUCUUCAGUCCGUUUGUUUACCCGGCCUCAUGGCCUGAGGACUGGGCUCUCCGUCAGAUCAUCAGCCUGUGGGUGGUGACCAACCUGGGAGCAGUGCUGAUUUACCUGGGCUUUGGUGCUCUUAGCUUCCACUAUGUGUUUGACCAUAAGCUCAUGAAACAUCCACUGUUUAUUAAAAACCAGGUAAGAAAAGAGAUUCAACUAUCAACGGUCUCCAUCUUCUGGAUGAGCUUCCCCACUGUGGCCCUUUUCUUCCUGGAGAUCAGGGGAAACAGCAAACUUUAUGACAACAUCAGUAAAUCUUCUCUGGGCUGGCCUGGAUUGUUCCUGAGCAUUGUUGGUUUCUUGUUAUUUACUGACAUGUGUAUCUACUGGAUACACCGCUCCAUGCACCAUAAGAACAUCUACAAGCACUUACAUAAGCAGCACCAUAUAUUCAAGAUCCCUACGCCUUUUGCCAGCCACGCUUUCCACCCACUGGACGGCUUCCUGCAGAGCUUACCCUAUCACAUCUACCCCUUCAUAUUUCCCCUUCACAAGGUGGUCUACCUCUCACUCUUUGUCUUUGUCAACAUCUGGACCAUUUCUAUACACGAUGGAGACUACCGCCUCCCCGGCCCCCUGAUAUGUCUGAUCAAUGGUGCCGCUCACCACGUAGACCAUCAUCUCUUCUUCAACUACAACUACGGACAAUACUUCACACUCUGGGAUCGUUUUGGGGGCUCCUACCGGCACCCGUCAGCCCUGCUGGGGAAGGGACCACAUGACCACGUUCGCAAGCUCAUGGCAGAGGCUGCACACACACAGUGAUGACGGAGCUACACUCAGGAUGUUCUUUACUGGUUUAAACUUCCCCAGGGAGGUUCCUACAGAGAUUCCUCAGCCUGGGUCACGAUGCAAGAGACAGAUGCAUCAGAUGCAAAACCAGCCACCAGUGACUCUAAACAGAGCUUUUCCCAACUGAAAAUGUUAAAUACAACAAAAUUUAAAGCAGUUUUGUAGGGCAUCAUAUUUUCCCAUACAAUGGAUAAAUGCACUGCCUAGAGACAAGUAGGCUGGAAAUAACACUGUACCAUAUUGAAUAAAGAACAGCCAUCUCGAGGUUUAAGUGAUACCUGUACUCAAGCAAGCCUCAAAAAUGAACGUUUAGUUCAAAUAAACCCUCAAUUGUUGG